Adineta steineri is the source of this 1707-nucleotide messenger RNA. The record is from the annotation of a GenBank genome assembly. NCBI's taxonomy places the organism in Eukaryota, Metazoa, Rotifera, Eurotatoria, Adinetida, Adinetidae.
GUAAAUGGUCAUUUAGGUUUGUCAUUUUUUCAUGAACUACUUGAUAUACAACUCCCACAUUCGAUCUUAAUGGACUACAUGCACAUUACUUUGCUGAGACAUACUCGUUGUGUGGUUUUGCAAAUGUAUACAAGUAUUGUUCCAAAGAAAAGAUCACAAAUUGAUGACCAAUUAAAGUUUCAACAAUUUCCACAUACAUUCAAUAGAAAGUUAAAGCCUAUCAAAUCGGGACAUAUAAAGUACGAUCGGUUUGUAUGAUGCUCUUGUACUUAGUAUAGCUGAGAUAUUUUCAUAAAAGAAAUUUGAACUAUCACAAUACUUUGUUUUCAUUUAAACAUGUUUGUGUAUAAUGAAGUCUUGAUAUUCCAUUAUAUAUUUUUAUGAAUAGUAUUAGUGUAUCAGUUUUAAUAAAUGUUCGUUGAACAUUAUUGUCUUAGUACUUGAAAUUGAAAUAGAUAGAUCAUUGAAAAUUUUAAUAGUAUUUUGAUGAACUUGACUAAUACUAAUCUUAACAUUUAUUUGUUUAAAUUUUUGCUUAAAUUUAAUUUAACUAUUUUGUCCUAAAAUGGAUAUGAAUUUAUGAUAUUUUUUCAGUUUUAUUUCUAUCAAUCUAAGUGCGUAUAAAUACUGUAUGCAGUUCAAAAUUCACAGAUUAUGUCUUUAUAGUUGGUUUCAAAAAAUAUAUUCAACAAGCUAGUGUUUCUCUAUUGUUUAUUUUUUUUUUGACUGUCCGUAACUUUCAAACGAUAAAUAAAUAAGUACUGUAAUGCAAAUUAAUUAUUUUUUAGAGCAUCAGAAAUAAAAAAUCUAUUAUUUUAUGCGUUAUUACCUAUAUUCUAUCAGCAUCUUCAAGUGGAUAAAGCUGCUCAUGUUGCUCUUUUAGUUUGUGCUAUUCGUAUGCUUCAUGGUCCUAAAUUAUUUGGACAUGAAACCGGUCUUUUAGCUCAUGAUUUAUUAUCAAUAUAUUACAGAGAUCAUUGGAAAUAUUAUGAUAAUCUGGAAAAUUUAGUUUUACACUUGCACAUACACUAUUCGAAUCAAUAUUUAAACUAUGGUAGCUUAAAUAAUACAAACUGUUUUGCACAAGAAAGUUUCCUUGGUGCAUUUGCAAAAAAUAAACAUGGUACUCGUUACUGGGGAGAUUUACUGAUUGAUUUUGCUUUACAAAAAAUAAUCAAUCAGCAGGAAGUUGAUAAUGUGAAUCAUAAUGAAGGAGCUUUUGAUGUAGCACGUUUAUCAAUCAAUAAUAUAGAGAAGCUCCUGUCAUGGCAUCAACGUGUAUGUAAUUGCAAUCAACCAGCAAUAUGUAUCAUUAUUUAUCAUCGUUCUAUUAUUAGAGGUCAAACAUAUCAUUCUCUUUCUUAUCCAAAACGACAAUCAAGUAAUAGUUUUUUCGUAAAGUACACUAACGAUGGUCGUGAUAUAUUAUUUGGAGCAAUUGAACUGUUUUUUACAUAUAAAAAGUUUACUUUGGCCCUCAUUAAUAAUUAUCCAAGUAAACAUCUCUUUUUUGAUGUUUUUGCUUCUUCUUCUUAUUAUCAUUCAUGUUUAUCCAAAUAUAUCGAUAUGUACUUUUAUGUACUUCAAGAAAAACCAUCAUCAUUUCAUUAUAUACCAAUUCAUCAAAUAUUAAACUUAUGUGUUGUUUUCAAAAAAGAUAACUUUAUAGUUGUAACUCCUAUUUCUCAAGCUUAUGAACAUGAUUAA